AUGUGGCCAACGAGUCGGGCUGAGAUCAGUUGUAAAACGGAGACAAAGGUCUCAGUGGGAAACGCUGGAGCCUGCAGGCCUCCAUUAAGCUGUCCCGAGCAGGAGGGGCUGCAGGGAGAAGACAACUGUGGCAGCGGAGGAGAGGAAGGAAGCAGUUUGACUGCUCCACUGACCUCAGAGCAGCUAAAGAAAAGCCUCCGACCAGCUAACGACUCCCCCUCCGCUGAAGAACCACGAACUGAACCUUUAGCACGCCGCCCGCCGUAUGGCGCCCGGCGGAGGCCCGUGAGGCCCGGCGCCGGAGGAGGAUCGGGCCGGUUUCUGCUUUAUCUCUCCCCCAGAUACGCAUCGGAGGCACUCAUGCAAACGCAGCGCGGCGCGGUUCCAGUUCACUUCCUGGACAAACCGAGGACAAAAUGUCAACAGUUUCCAGUUCGCCCACAUCGGCACGCCCUCGCCGAGGAGAGGCCGGAGGUCAAAGGUCACGGCGCCACCGACCCGACCCGACUCGGCUCAGGGUGA
Messenger RNA from Menidia menidia (Atlantic silverside), 522 nucleotides. The record is from the annotation of a GenBank genome assembly. NCBI's taxonomy places the organism in Eukaryota, Metazoa, Chordata, Actinopteri, Atheriniformes, Atherinopsidae.